Molecule: messenger RNA, 1798 nt
Organism: Python bivittatus (Burmese python)
Lineage: Eukaryota; Metazoa; Chordata; Lepidosauria; Squamata; Pythonidae
Source: RefSeq, a predicted model, not a curated record
AUGUCUUCCAGGGUGGCUGCAUUCCUCACUGACAUGAUGGGCUCGUUGAAGGUUCGUUCAUCAGAUGCAUACAAAUCUAAAUUGCACAUCAGUCUGGCCACUCUAUGCGUCAGUUGAAGUGUAGCUCACCAAAGUUUAUGCCUUUCAAUAAAACCUGUGAGUCAAAAAGGGUGCAACUAGAUUCCUUCAAAAAACCUGAGUGAUGGGUUUUAUAUUUUCAUGCUGUGUUCUCUCUUGCACUGCUUGCAUAAAAGUGGGGGACCAGAAAUACUAAGAUGUUUUCCUUCCACCUUUUUUGUAGAGCAAAUGUUACUGUUACUGAUCUGGAGGAAGUUCAGGACUUACUAAAAAUGAACAUUGAGAAAAAUCAACAUCUUGUGUCAGGUUCCAUUCAAGCCAAGGUACUGAAAUGGGGGGAGGAUGUCACAGACUUCCUUCCUGCACCUGAUUUCAUACUGAUGGCAGACUGCAUCUACUAUGAAGAGUCACUGGAGCCUUUGCUUAAGACCCUGAAGGACCUGGCUGGUUUGGGUACUUUCAUCCUUUGCUGUUAUGAAGAAAGGACUAUGGGGCAAAACCCAGAAGUAGAGAAAAGGUACUUUGAGCUUCUUCAGAGGGACUUUAAGUUGCAAAAGGUUCCCUUGGAUGAACAUGAUGAAGAGUAUCGGAGUGAAGACAUUCAUAUCUUUAUCAUCCGAAGGAAAAAAAUGACAAGCCAGCUGAUGCUUAUCUUCCAGCCAGCAAGGAGUGCAUCAUCCAAAGAUCAAAACUCUUUCAAAAGCUUUGAAAAGGAGUUUGACAACUCAACAAGCCAUCUUGGGGUCCUUAAUCUGAUGCUAACAUUCAAUUGGAAUGCCGGAAUAUGAGAAGCUGGAAAGCAAACCAAGCUGAUGGCUCUUCAGAUUAAUGCUAAGACUGCCCAGUGCAGUCUCACAUGAUGAUUGGCACGUUGGGUGUGCUGGUGUGGCCAAUCGCAAUACCACCAUAUACUAGCAAAGUGUUUUAUUCUGGAAUUAAAGGCAGUGUACAUAGUCCUCGCUUUAUUUUUCCCCAGCGCAAACAACCUGUGAGGUAGGUGGGCCUGAGACAGUGACUAGCCCAGUGUUACCCAGAAAGCUUUUUUAGGUGAUGAUGGACUAGCACCUGGGUCUCCCUCACCUAGUUCAACAUUUUAACCACCCCCUGCUGACGUUUCUUGAUAUGGCUCCCUGCAGACAUCACAGUUCAGCAUAAUGAUCUGCAGGAAGAUCUAGACACACACAGUUAGGCCUUCCCGGGAAACAAGGACCCUGAGAACUCAGGCUUUUUCCCUGCAAGCAGUCACACUCAAUGUGCAAUGCCAGUGGGGAGCCAGUGUCAUCUGAGUGAAGUCAGCGGGCGUAGAGUGGUGAGACUUAGCUGGCAUGCUCACACGCUGAGCCCAAUAAUAAUGCCUGAAGAGGGCUAAUGCGUUCUUACAAAACACCUCUCAGCUACAUCUGUUGCUUUGGGCAAGUCCAAAAGCAGCAAAAAGAGCAUUUCAGGAGACAUGUGGAGAAAGGGAUAAACUGAAAACUCAGAACGUUUGAAUCGCUACCCAAGGAUCGUCUGCACAUCAUACGCUACUAAUCCAUGAGAAACAAACUAAAAAGGUUGUGGUUGCAUAACAUAACUAUACACCAAAACAAACAUUGUUGCUUCAUAUAAUGCCGUGGCAUGUGCACAUAAUCUGGAAACUUCAGCUGGUACAAAAUGCAGUGGCGCAAGCAGUUACGUGUGUUUCUAGGAGAACACACGUUACAACUCUGCUUCGUGAGCU